AUGAGUACAAAGGAAUCAGAUGAAAACAAUGAUGUUUCGCUAGUUGAUGGAAGUACUAAAGAGGUGAAACCAACAACAACAACAUCAACAACAACGACGACAUCAACAUCAACAACAACAACAACAUCAACCAUUACUGCAAAACCACAAGUUAAUAAUAGCAAUAGUACUAGUAGUAAUGACGAUGAUGGUAGUAACUCUGUAUUCCUAUAUAAUGGUGUUUGGGCAUAUAAUUCAACCAAAGACAAUCAAUUAUAUCUAUUCGAUCAAACAAAGAAUGAAUGGAUUAAAAAUACAGAUAUAGUUCAAUCUAAUAAUAAGAAUGAAAAUAAUAGUAAUAAUAGUAAUAAGAAUAAUAAUAAUAAUAAAAGAGAUAAAAGUAAAAUAACAGGAAAGAAAUAUAAUAGAGAUAGAAAGAAUAAUAAGAAAGUUGAGAAUGGCGAUGAUCAUGAUGGUGAAGCAUCGAAACAAGAAGAAGAAAAGUUUGAUAUUGUAGAUUUGGUCGUUUCAAAUAUACCUCGCGAUCCAAGAUUACUUACGAUCAACGAUUUAUACCAGUAUUUCAGAAAGGCUGGAUUCAUACAGGAGAACGACCAUGGUACUCCGCUGAUAAAGUUUUUUAUGCUUGAAGAUGGUGGACGUUCCGGCGAGGCAGUGAUCUCCUUUGCCAGAAAAGAGUCACUCCCCCUGGCAAUUCAGCUAUACGACGAAACAGAGAUUGUACCUGGCUACACAAUAAAACUAUCGAUAGCAUCAGGCGAUCAAAUACAAUCACGAUCAAUAGUAUCAAGUGGUGAUUCAGUAAAUAAGAAAAAGAAAAAAUCAAAUGGUAGUGGUGGUGACAACAGUGGUGGUGGUGGUAAAAGUGGUGACAAACGAUCGGAUCUAAAAAAACAGAUGGACUAUGGAUGGGAGGAAUCAGAGAGUCGUGUCGUCGUGCUCAAGAAUCUGUUCGAUCCAGUGGAGUCUUGGACCAAUCCAAACUUCUACGAGGAGUUGAAAGAGGAUAUCGAAAUGGGUUGCCAGCGAUGCGGUGAGAUUCAAACGGUGACCGUGUUCGAGAGGAACCCGGAGGGUGUUGCCAUCGUAAAGUUCAAAGACUAUGAGAGUGCAGAGAAGUGUGUCGCUCUAAUGGAAGGACGUUUCUUUGCACAGCGUCAGCUUAAAGCAGAGUUGUACGAUGGAUUUACCGAUUACCACGUUGAGGAAACCGAAGAGGAGAAAGAACUCCGUAUAAAGGUUUGGGAGAAAUAUCUCGAAGAACAAGAUCUAAAAGAACAACAGCAAGAAAAAGAAGAACAAGAACGACAACAACAACAACAAGAACGAGAACAAGAAGAAUAA
Messenger RNA from Heterostelium album PN500, 1344 nucleotides. Its product is annotated as RNA-binding region RNP-1 domain-containing protein. The coding region runs from base 1 to 1344 and encodes 447 amino acids. The transcript is spliced from 2 exons. Lineage: Eukaryota; Evosea; Eumycetozoa; Acytosteliales; Acytosteliaceae. Gene Ontology annotation, cellular component: U2-type spliceosomal complex; U2 snRNP. Gene Ontology annotation, molecular function: RNA binding. The record is from RefSeq and is a predicted model, not a curated record.